Messenger RNA from Syzygium oleosum, 1805 nucleotides. RefSeq names its product U-box domain-containing protein 62-like. Bases 34 to 1410 code for a protein of 458 amino acids. Gene Ontology annotation, biological process: protein ubiquitination. The record is from RefSeq and is a predicted model, not a curated record. The transcript is spliced from 8 exons. NCBI's taxonomy places the organism in Eukaryota, Viridiplantae, Streptophyta, Magnoliopsida, Myrtales, Myrtaceae. Gene Ontology annotation, molecular function: ubiquitin-protein transferase activity.
AGGAGAACCCUCAAAUCUCUCCGGCUCUAGCAGAUGAAAAUGUCCGGCGACGAAAUGGGCACCGGCCUCAACUCGCAGCUCCUCUUCCAUGACGAACCCCCCUUGCGCUUCACCAGCAGCCCCGCCCCGCCGAACCGGGCGGCCGGCGACCCGGUUCCCAAGCCCCGCGAAAUCCACUCCGGCUUCCUCGAAUCCCGCUACUUCCCCCCGCCGCACCCGCCGCACCCGCCGCCGCCGCCGCCGCCGCACCAUCAUCCCCAGCCCUCCGAGUUCCGCCACGGCCCGUAUGCCGGCGACCCCGACGCGGGGGCGCCCCGGAAUUGGUCCGACAACAACGACUCGAGCGGCGAUGGUUCGGAGGGCAACGACGAGGAGGAUGAGGACGAUGAUGAGGACGACGACGUGGACGAGGAGGAGGAGGAGGAGGAGGAGGCAUUUGGAGGGUUUGUUGGUGAAUCGAAUAGGGCUCAAACCGAUGCUAAUAGUAACAAGGACGGCGGUGGCAAUCACAACAAGAGCAAUAGCAGUGGUGGGGUGGUGAAAUUGAGCAAUGGAAAGACGAAGUUCGGGCCUUUGUUCGGGUCUGGUAGAGAAGUAGUUGUAGUGACCGAUGGCAACUGUGGACAAGUUGCGAGUGACGCGAGAGGGAGCUGCGGCGAGAUUCAUCAGCAGCGAGUGCGAAUGGGGAAUUUUGAGAAUGCGGUCACUAUUGCGGAGCCGGAUGGUGAAUUGUAUUACUCACAGUAUUUGCGAGGAGAAGGAUCCGGUAGAGGACAGAAGGAUGCGGUAGCUGUGGACAGUGGUUGUGGGUUUAGCGGAAGAAAGGAUGGUUUGUUAUCCAGUGAUUCAGGAGAGUCGUUUAGAGACAUUUUCUCGGACCCUUUGACGGGAGCUCUUAUGGAUGAUGCAAUGAUUUUGCCAUGUGGACAUUCCUUUGGAGGUGGUGGAAUACAACAUGUAAUUAAGAUGAAAGCAUGUCCCUCUUGUCAGCUGUCGAUAUCAGAAGACUCAAUAUUACCCAAUCUCUCUCUUCGAGCUGCCAUACAUGCAUUCCUCCGGGAAGAGGACUUGCUCUUCCACCGCUCAUCCAAAAGGAGAAGAGAGAGAUUUGACCAGGAGAAAGGUAACUGCAGCGACUCAUAUCUCAUGGAUACAACGAGAGGAAGAGGUGUACAGUUUCCAUUUGCCGUGACUGAUCGUGUCAUUAUUAAGGGUAACAAGAGGACGCCGGAGCGCUUUGUUGGACGUGAGGCAGUCGUAACGACACAGUGCUUGAAUGGAUGGUAUGUAGUGAAAACAUUGGAUAACGCGGAGAGCGUUAAAUUGCAGUACCGAUCACUUGCCAAAGUUCCAGAUGACUCUUCCUCAAAAGCACUGUCAUGCAAGCUGACCUCAAAUUGGCUUCAGUAAUGCACUGAUGUGAAGAAAUGGCAAUUUUGGCAAAUCCUAUGCCUGCUGUAUGCGACACAUGAAGAAAAAUUUGAAGAAUGCUCUGUUUGAGAGGCUCUGUACUCUGUACACGGCACGGCAGUGUAUUUAUUGGCAUUAUUGCUAGAGAAUGCAUCGAAUUGGGUGAUGUACAUUGUUGCAGCCGGUGUAUGCGACUCAGAGUUUGCACAUAUAAAUAUCAUGUGGUUGAUUUUGCCCCUUACAACUACGUCUUUUUGUCUGAUAUCUUUUGUUCUUGUCGGUUUUAGUUUUGUAAGGACCACUGGCUAGUGUGCGUGCUAGUACAGAACUGGUGUAUGCUCUUUGACAAAAAGUUGUCAAGACAAUGAUUUGUGAUCAGUCACGUUUUAACUUUA